UCAAUUUUUCCCUUCUCUUUCUUUUCCCAAGCUGGUCUUCUUUCCUUCUCUUCAUUUUUUAGUUAUCCACUCUUAUUGCUGUAUAUCUCCACUCACGAUUCACAAUGUGGUCGCGACCUUCGUCUGUUCGUUCGGCUUCGGUCCACUCGCUCUCACAUUCCGUUUCUUCUCUUCAUAGUUACGAUUCUGAGCGCAGUAGCGAUUCAGAUGCCUUUAAUGAGUUUAAUGAUCGGACCAGCCGUCAACUAUGGCAUCCGCAGGACGGAUUGCCCAGGAAGCCCCAACAAGAAUCGCCGAAACUCGCCGAGAUAUACCCUCGACCCUUGAUCACCAUGGCUCGUCUGAACCAGGAAGAUGAUCAUAGUCCACCUGAAAGCGAGACGCACUCUCAGGCCACGACACUUGAUGUGGAAGAGGACUAUGAACAGCCGGAGAAGACGCCGACUUUGCUACCAGCAGCGAAAUAUGUCGAAAGUCAGAAUGAAUUUCAUCCAAAGACAGAAGAGGCGGAUCAAUAUGAAGUCUCAGAAUAUCAGGCAUCCGACACUCGUGUCCCUGGACCCCUUGAACAGCAACUAUCUGCCUUGAUGCGCAAGAUCAUAUUCAUGGAACGUGAAAACCCUACGAUUUCCGUUAGUCCAGAAGAGUAUCAGGCCAUGCAAGACAGGAUCAAGACACUGGAAGCUGAAAAAGCAGCGAUGGCUGCUCGAUACGAGGCACUUUUCGCUCUUCGAGAUGAAGAUGUGGCUAAUCUCAUCAAGGUCCGCGUUCUGUUGGCCGAAGAGCGAUGGGAACAUGCAAAUAUCAGAAAACUCCGUGAUGACGACCUUGGAAACGUCAUUUCUCUGCGCAACAGACUUGCCGAAGCCACGCGAAAGAUCGAGAGUCUUGAGAAGUCCGGCGGAAGGAUAACACCUUCCAGACGACCAAGAAGUAUCGUUUCUAUCGAGGGGAGGAGCACGAUUGCCAGAGAAAGCACGGAGCGGAGAAAUACUCUUGAACGAAGAGAUACCCUCGAGCCAAAGAAUACCACAGACUUGUUCCAGGCCGCAAGGACGGCGGCUCUGGAACAAAGAGCCCUCGAGCUGGAAAAGGCCAAUGAGGACUUACAACGUCAGAUGGCAGCUAUGAAGCUAGAGGGUGCAUCUCCAGAGCUGGGGCAGAGCUGGCAAGCCCGAGUGAGCGAUCUCGAGGCCCAGCUGAGACAAAAAGAGGAUGAAUUAUCUCGGAUACCCCAGAUACAGCAGCAGCCCUCAACCAGCACCGACCCUAUGACUUGGAAUAGAAUCGAAGGUAUGCUCGAUGAGAAUGCCAAGUAUCGGGAAAAGAUGGCGCAGAAAAUGCAGCAGCUCCGUUCUGAAAAGGAGAUUUUGCAAAGAGAACUUCAUCAAAAGGAAGACGAAAAUGCAGACUUGGAGGCGAAAGUGGAAAAACUUCAACGCUACACAAAUGCAGGGCUCUUGCAGAAAAUACUGAGGUAGUGGCUUUUCCUUUGUACUUUAUCUUAGAAUAUUGUCGAAGCAUUAUGCUAUUGAUCUGAUAUACAUACAUCUGUUGGCCGU
Paecilomyces variotii is the source of this 1562-nucleotide messenger RNA. RefSeq lists its product as hypothetical. The record is from RefSeq and is a predicted model, not a curated record. Bases 105 to 1481 code for a protein of 458 amino acids. The transcript has a single exon. Lineage: Eukaryota; Fungi; Ascomycota; Eurotiomycetes; Eurotiales; Thermoascaceae.